Osmia lignaria (orchard mason bee) is the source of this 2500-nucleotide messenger RNA. RefSeq lists its product as uncharacterized. The record is from RefSeq and is a predicted model, not a curated record. Gene Ontology annotation, biological process: sex differentiation; regulation of transcription by RNA polymerase II. NCBI's taxonomy places the organism in Eukaryota, Metazoa, Arthropoda, Insecta, Hymenoptera, Megachilidae. Gene Ontology annotation, cellular component: nucleus. Gene Ontology annotation, molecular function: RNA polymerase II cis-regulatory region sequence-specific DNA binding; DNA-binding transcription factor activity, RNA polymerase II-specific.
UAUCGCGUGAACAAAUGCAAAGUGCGUUGAUUUGCAAAUGUCAAAAUUGGUCAAAAUCAUCGAUACGCUGAGAACAUCGCCUACUCGAUCUAAUUUACUUUUUAAUUUAGAAACAGAACGCUUGUCUUUUUUGAUCGUCGCAUAUUCUAUUCAGGUUCUUUCAAGUUCCCUUCCCUGUUAUUAAUAAUUCUCUUGUUAAAAUUCUUCGUCCUAAACAGAGUAAGUUUUUGCAGCAGAAGUGAGUCCAAUCUUAGCUAUGGAUAUUCUGAGGUGCAACAUCGCUUCAGUCACGCAUCUUCAACGGGGGAUCCUCCGUUAGCAGCAGCGGAAAGAUGUUGAAUGACCUGUCAACAUAUUUGCCGUACUGACAACACCCCCAGGAGCAAAGCUGUCCAUGUCGAUGGGAAGAGGAAAGAGCGUCUAAAAUGACACCCCUUCGUUCCACGCUCAUUAGGGCAAAUUCCUCGCUGCUCGAGUAAAGUUUCGUGCGAAACGAAUACGCUUCCGGCCCAUCCGACUAACAUCACGAGGUGUCCAAGAAGCCGGGCUCACUUUUGGUUACAACUAAAAAUAAUACGAUAUUGCCGAAGUAUCGAAAAGCGGAGAAUAGUGCAAUAUCAUCUCCCUUUUUCCUUCUAUUGCGUACUGCGAAAAUAGAAGAGAGGAGAGAAUCUCGUUCGACUAACAACGGUAUACACCGCCAGCUGCGGCCACAUGGCAUUCUUUCUGUGAUCUUACUCUAAGAGCUCGUUAAUACGAUCCUCUCGGAUGUUGCCAACGCUCAGUUAAUAUUAGUUUCGAGUAUGUUUUCUCAACGUAUGAGUGUUCUUUCAAACGGGGAGGAAACAUCACGUCGAUUCACGUUUCAAAGAAGAGUGAAAGAUAACUGGAACAUCUUUGCGUACCAUUUCCUUUUUCCGAAAAAAAAGUUAACUGUAUUAUAGAGGUAUUAUGAGUACAUAUCUCAAUUAAUAAAGGAAACAAUGAUCUUUUAUUGAUCUUAAAAAGUGACUUCUUAAUUUUGCUUGGCAAUAAAUUGCUAUAAUUUGCUCGUAAGGAAUCAUGCUCGAUAAAUCUUCCAACUUCAUGUAAAAUGACCCUCUGUGUCUGUUUGGCCGGGUAAGACUGAUACGCGGGGGCUGUAAUUAAACAAAUCGUUCCCGUUUAACGAAGAUCCUCCGCUUUUUCUCGAGAUGAUACAAGUUGACGGUAAUAAGAGCAGCAAGAUGGAAGCUGGCCUCGAUUGGCUCUUGGUCCAGGACGGUGGCGGAGUUUCUUCGCGUUUCGAGCCAAUCCAAACGUGUUUCUUCUCUCUAAAAAUACAUUUUGAAUCGGUAGGAGGAGACGGAGAUACACCUCCUUUAACGAAAGGAAAAGAUUCCUCUGUGUAUAUAACUCAUUCAACGGUGAACACCGACUGUUUCGUGCCGUACCCUUACAGGAAACUGGAAAGGAGGGAACGAUUAGAUGAGUGUUCCGCGAGUUAUUCGGUCUAUGUAUCGAAAUGUUUCGUCAACAUUACCAUAAUAGUUAAUUAGUGAAACUGUAAACGAGAUACCGCUGAUCGAAAGAAAGAUAAAAUGAAGACCGAAAACGGCAGCUCGAGCCAAGUGAAUUCUGGAAUCGAGCAACGUCUGCGGAGUCCAAAGUGUGCGAGAUGCAGGAACCACGGUGUGAUUUCCGGUUUGAAAGGUCACAAGAGGUCCUGUGCAUGGAAGGACUGCCGUUGUCCUUGUUGUUUGUUAGUGGUUGAAAGACAACGGGUGAUGGCAGCUCAAGUUGCCUUAAGAAGGCAACAACAAGCUCAUAGUAAUUAUUUCGGUGAUAAUGUCUCGACGGUUUGUCACACACCUAUGGAUGCAGCCAAUUCAUCGUAUUUGAUUAAAAACGAUCAACCUGUGUGCAGAAGAACGAAGAACUUCCAGCGUCAUCAGUUACACUUCACUCAAACCAGCAUCAGCGUGACCCAAGGAUUUUAUGGAUUAAAGACCAUACAUGGUUUACCUGCAGCAUUUACCGCAGAUCCUCCGUUACUGAAUGGUUUGUCGCAUAAUCAAGAAUAUAAUCAAGAGCCUGAAAGUUCAAAAAAACUGCAGUCUUUCCCUUCGAUGUAUUCCACGAUACCGUGGUUCGAACACGUCGCUGAACCUCGUAAAAUGAAAAAAAAUUUCAACAAUUUUGCUCCCACUGUGACGGAACAUGAUGAUAUUUCUGCAUCCAAAAAUGCAUCUUGCAUGGAAAAGAAAUCGACGAUUUCUUUUAGCGUGGAAUCUAUCAUUGGAACGAAGUGAUAUGAAACGAAUGAUUUCUUUUUUUUUUUCUUUUUUACGUGAUUGCAUUUCAUUAUUAUUGUAAAUAGGAUUAAUUCUUAUGGUUUGUUUAAACUUAUAGAAUAAAAGUAUUAAGUAUAAGACGCAAAAGAACCUUUCAACGGCAUAAAAUAUUAAACAAACAACAGAUGUAUAGAUCGUAUUUUAUAAUUAAACAUUAACAAAAUACA